Molecule: messenger RNA, 1306 nt
Organism: Syngnathus acus (greater pipefish)
Lineage: Eukaryota; Metazoa; Chordata; Actinopteri; Syngnathiformes; Syngnathidae
Product: phospholipid phosphatase 2-like
Exons: 6
Coding region: 119-970 (283 amino acids)
Biological process (GO): phospholipid metabolic process; phospholipid dephosphorylation; signal transduction
Molecular function (GO): phosphatidate phosphatase activity
Source: RefSeq, a predicted model, not a curated record
ACCCACCAACCCGCCCGCCACAGCACGACAGGUACGCCGAGGGGGCGGAAGGAAGACAGGGCCGGCAGACGCGGCGCCACUUAAACAUCAACUUGGUGGUUCUUUUAGGACGGCAAACAUGACAGAGCAAGGCAAGAAGGUGAUUCUGGUGGUUGUGGAUGUUCUCUGCGUCUUCAUCGCGUCCCUGCCCUCAGCCAUCCUGACGCUGAUGUUCAAACCGUACCAGAGAGGCAUCUACUGCGAUGACGAGAGCAUCAACUACCCCUACAGAAGAGACACCAUCUCCCAUGGAGCCAUGGCUGCCGUCACCAUCACCAGCUCCAUAGUCAUCAUCACGACCGGCGAGGCCUACCUGGUGCACACCAAGCGCCUGCACUCCAACUCCCAGUUCAACCAAUACCUGUCAGCGCUCUACAAAAUCGUGGGCACCUUCCUGUUCGGGGCGGCCGUCAGCCAGUCGCUCACCGACCUGGCCAAGUUCACCAUCGGAAGGCCCAGACCAAACUUCUUGUCCGUGUGCGCCCCCACCAGCUGCAACGGCUACCAGCUCCACCUCAACUGCACCGGGAGCUUGCGCAAUGUCACAGAGUCCAGGUUGUCCUUCUACUCGGGGCACUCGUCGUUCGGCAUGUACUGCAUGCUCUUCCUCUCUUUGUACGUGCAGGCCCGUAUGCAAGGCAAGUGGACGCGUCUGGUGCGUCCCACCAUCCAAUUUUUCCUGGUGGCCUUCUCCUUGUACGUGGGCUACACGCGCGUCUCCGACUUUAAGCAUCACUGGAGCGACGUGCUGGUGGGACUCCUGCAGGGGGCGCUCAUCGCGGUUCUCACGGUUAAAUACGUCUCGGAUUUCUUCAAGCAACGCGGCGAACCGGCGUGCACGCGGACGGACGCCGCCGUCGACGACGAGCGACUUGAACACAAGCCCAGCCCGCAACGCCCCAACCACUACAACUACUCGCCACCCGUAUGACACGCCAACACGCCACCCUCCUGUGCCAUCAUUUCAUGUCCGCAACCACUAGCUGGAACUCUUCAACACAUUUGUAUAGCUAAACAUAGAAAGUGAAAUGUACAUGUGUUGUCUCUAUGUGCAAUGACGCUUUUGUUAUGGUUUGUUUGGAAAAUCGAUGCUGUGACUUGACGGAAAAAUAUUUUGUUUUUAUCUAAAGUAAGACUGCUUCACCACUAAAAUCUUUUACGAGCAGACCACUCGCUGCUUCAGCUAACACAUUUUUAUAUACAGUAUUGUUUUUUUGUGCAUCAUUACUGUGUCUUAUCUAAUAAACCGUGCUGUUAUUUUUAACAA